Molecule: messenger RNA, 1237 nt
Organism: Rubroshorea leprosula
Lineage: Eukaryota; Viridiplantae; Streptophyta; Magnoliopsida; Malvales; Dipterocarpaceae
Source: the annotation of a GenBank genome assembly
CUUUCAUUUCCAAAACCCUCAUACUCCUUUUAUCAAUUCAUCGAUCGUCGGUGAAAGCCUGUUCUCUCGGCGGCCGAAAGUCAUGCCGCUCUUCAUAUCGGACGAAGAGCUCUCCCAGCUCCCUAACGAUGUCGGAGCCGUGGCGGAGAGAGCGGACGCUUAUAUACGUGAGUUGUACGCUGAACUAGAGACAGCAAAGGCCAAGGCCGAUGCCUCUGCGAUCACCGCCGAGCAAACCUGCUCUCUCCUGGAGCAGAAGUUUCUCUCUCUUUCUGGAGAGUUCGGCAGUGUUCAAUCUCAAAAUGGCCAGCUCCAGUCCUCCCUCGAUGAGCGGCUCGCGGAGCUUGCUCAGGCGCAAGCGCAGAAGCACCAGCUCCACCUUCAAUCGAUUGGGAAGGAUGGGGAAAUAGAGAGGUUAAAGACGGAGGCAUCUGAGCUGCAUAAGUCAAAGAGGCAAUUGCUUGAAAUGGUUGAGCAAAAGGAUUCGGAGAUCAGUGAGAAGAAUGCCACCAUAAAGAGUUAUCUAGAUAAAAUUGUCAACUUGAGUGACACUGCUGCUCAAAAGGAGGUUCGUCUAAGUGAAAUAGAGGCAGAAUUGGUCCGAGCACAAGCUUCAUGUACCCGCCUUUCACAGGAGAAAGAACUUAUUGAGAGGCAUAAUGCCUGGCUUAAUGAAGAGUUGACUGCCAAAGUUGACAGCCUCAUCGAGCUUCGUAGAACACAUGCUGAAUUUGAAGCCGAUAUGUCAGCUAAGCUUGCUAAUGUUGAGAGACAAUAUAAUGAAUGUUGUGGCUCCUUAAAUUGGCACAAGGAAAGAGUGAGGGAGCUAGAGAAUAAGCUAACAUCAGUACAGGAGGAAUUAUGCUCCUCAAAAGAAGCAGCUGCUGCCAAUGAGGAGCGUCUUUCUGCUGAACUCUUAACGGUAAAUAAACUAGUUGAAUUAUAUAAAGAAAGUUCUGAGGAAUGGUCCAGAAAGGCUGGAGAGCUUGAAGGAGUUAUAAAAGCUUUGGAAACUCAUGUAAAUCAAGUUGAAAGUGGUUAUAAAGAGAGACUGGAGAAGGAAGCAUCUUUAAAGAUACAAUUUGAGAAGGAGAAUGCAGAUCUUAAGGCAAAACUUGAAAAAUGUGAAGCUGAAAUUGAAAAUAGUCGCAAAGCAAAUGAGUUGCAUCUUCUUCCACCCAGCAGUUUCACUACUGAAAUGUAGAUUCUUUUUUCCUAAUGAACAUCUUCAUUAAUG